This is a messenger RNA of Ceratotherium simum simum (southern white rhinoceros), 2862 nucleotides long. The record is from RefSeq and is a predicted model, not a curated record. Lineage: Eukaryota; Metazoa; Chordata; Mammalia; Perissodactyla; Rhinocerotidae.
AUGGCAUCCAGUAUUUAUCGUAAGCCUCCAGUGUGUCUUAUUAAGGAUUUUGAAAAGCGGCCUUCCGUCACACACCUCCUCGACCACCCAUUUAUUAAAGGAGUCCACGGGAAGGUUUUGUUUCUGCAAAAACAGCUGGCCAAGGUCCUCCAAGACCAGAAGCACCUAAACCCUGUUGUUAAAACCAGGCAUGAAAGGAUGCAUACCGGAAGACCCUAUCAUGUGGAAGAUGCUGAAAAAUACUGCCUUGAGGAUGAUUUGGUCAAUCUAGAGGUUCUGGAUGAGGAUACAAUUACUCAUCAGUUGCAGAAGCGUUAUGUGGACUUGCUGAUUUACACCUAUGUUGGAGACAUCUUAAUUGCCUUAAACCCCUUCCAGAAUCUAAGCAUAUACUCUCCACAGUUUUCCAGACUUUAUCAUGGAGUGAAACGUGUCUCAAAUCCCCCCCACAUAUUUGCAUCAGCAGAUGCUGCUUACCAAUGCAUGGUUACUUUCAGCAAAGACCAGUGCAUUGUCAUCAGCGGAGAAAGUGGCUCUGGGAAGACAGAAAGUGCCCACCUGAUUGUUCAGCAUUUGACUUUCUUGGGAAAGGCCAAUAAUCAGACCUUGAGAGAGAAAAUUCUGCAAGUCAACUCCCUGGUAGAAGCCUUUGGAAAUGCAUGCACUGCUAUCAAUGACAAUUCCAGCCGAUUUGGAAAAUAUCUGGAAAUGAUGUUUACACCAACUGGAGCUGUGAUGGGGGCAAGAAUCUCUGAAUAUCUCCUUGAAAAAUCCAGAGUUAUCAAACAGGCAGCGGGAGAGAAAAAUUUUCACAUAUUUUACUAUAUUUAUGCUGGACUUUAUCACCAAAAGAAGCUUUCUGAGUUCAGACUUCCUGAGGAAAAGGCUCCUAGGUACAUAGCUGAUGAAACUGCAAGGGUGAUGCAUGACAUAACUUCCAAGGAGUCUUAUAGAAGACAGUUUGAAGCAAUUCAGCAUUGCUUCAGGAUUAUAGGGUUCACUGACAAGGAGGUGCACUCAGUGUACAGAAUUUUGGCUGGAAUUUUGAAUAUUGGAAACAUUGAGUUUGCAGCUAUUUCCUCUCAACAUCAAACUGAUAAAAGUGAGGUGCCCAAUGCUGAAGCUUUGGAAAACGCUGCCUCUGUUCUCUGCAUCAGUCCCGAAGAGCUCCAGGAGGCACUCACCUCAUACUGUGUGGUCACCCGGGGCGAGACUAUCAUCCGCACCAACACCGUUGACAGGGCUGCGGACGUCCGAGAUGCCAUGUCCAAAGCCCUGUAUGGGAGGCUCUUCAGCUGGAUUGUAAAUCGCAUCAAUACACUCCUGGAGCCUGAAAAAAACAUUUGCAGUGCAGUCAAUGGUAUGAAUGUGGGGAUCUUGGAUAUUUUUGGAUUUGAGAACUUUCAGAGAAAUUCAUUUGAGCAGCUCUGCAUAAAUAUCGCCAAUGAGCAAAUCCAGUACUAUUUCAAUCAGCAUGUUUUUGCUCUUGAGCAGAUGGAAUAUCAGAAUGAGGGCAUUGAGGCUACACCCGUGGAGUAUGAGGACAAUCGCCCACUCUUGGAUAUGUUCCUCCAGAAACCCCUGGGACUGCUUGCACUUUUGGAUGAGGAAAGUCAGUUUCCCCAAGCAACUGAUCAGACCCUAGUUGAUAAAUUUGAAGAUAAUCUACGAUGCAAAUACUUCUGGAGGCCCAAAGGAGUAGAGCUGUGCUUUGGAAUUCAGCACUAUGCUGGAAAGGUAUUAUAUGAUGCUUCUGGGGUUCUUGAGAAAAACAGAGACACUCUCCCUGCCGAUGUGGUUGUAGUCCUGAGAACGUCGGGAAACAAGCUUCUUCAGCAACUCUUCUCAAUCCCUUUGACCAAAACAGGUAACUUGGCCCAAACAAGAGCCAGGAUAACAGCCACCUCAAGAUCUUUGCCUCCACAUUUCAGUGUUGGGAGAGUCAAGGUGGACACUCUGGAGGUGAUACGGCAUCCAGAAGAAACCACCAAUAUGAAGAGGCAGACCAUGGCUUCUUACUUCCGGUAUUCUCUGAUGGAUCUACUCUCCAAAAUGGUGGUUGGACAGCCCCACUUUGUGCGCUGCAUCAAACCCAAUGAUGAUCGAGAGGCGCUGAAGUUCUCCAGAGAGAGAGUGCUGGCCCAGCUCCGCUCCACGGGGAUCCUGGAGACGGUCAGCAUCCGCCGGCAGGGGUAUUCCCACCGCAUCCUCUUUGAAGAGUUUGUGAAAAGGUAUUAUUACUUGGCAUUCAGAGCACAUCAAACACCUCUUGCUAGCAAAGAAAGCUGUGUUGCUAUCUUGGAAAAGUCCAGACUAGAUGACUGGGUGCUGGGGAAAACAAAGGUUUUUCUCAAAUAUUACCACGUGGAGCAGUUAAAUUUGUUACUGCGAGAAGUCAUGGGCAGAGUGGUUGUGCUGCAGGCAUAUGCCAAGGGGUGGCUUGGAGCCAAGAGAUACAAAAGAGUCAGAGAGAAGAGAGAGAAGGGAGCUGUUGUCAUCCAGUCAGCCUGGAGAGGAUAUGAUGCUCGGAGGAAAUUUAAGAAAAUAAGCAACAGAAGGAGUGAGUCUGCUGUUCAUAUUCAAGCAGUUCUGAGGGGCUCUGUAGAUCAAAAAAGGAGUCCACAAGCAGAAUCCAACAGUGGCCAUACAGAGACUUCAAGCAACUCUCCUGCUAUCAUUGAGAAAACUCGGUAUUCACAAGCUCGGAGUUCUCCCAAAGGGUGUGAUGUCUUCGCAGGACAUCCAAAUAAGGUAGCUGAACAUCUUGAUUCUGAAGUAACUGUGUAUCCUUAUUUCAGACUCGUCCAAGUCCACGGCUGUGAAGCCUGUCUGUGGCUGCUUGGUCGGGCCAUCCAAACAUGA